CAUGUUGCUAAGGGCCAGCUCCAGUCGGUUUCUGGAGCAUCAUCAUCUUCUCUUUGUGGAGACCGCAGAGCAGCAGCAUCUGGCUCGGAAAUCGCUCCCGAAUCCAUUCAUGACUGAGGAACCCUCCGUCCCAGCUAAGCCAGACCCACCAUCCUCCAACCUCACCAACACCACGGACUGCGGCGAGGAGAUCCUGCUCUAUGGGGACACCGAGAAGAUUGUUAUCGGAGCCGUGCUCUCCGUCAUCAUCCUCAUGACUAUCGCCGGGAAUGGUCUGGUCAUCAUCUCCGUUUGCAUCGUCAAGAAGCUCCGGCAACCUUCCAACUACCUGGUGGUGUCCCUCGCAGCCGCCGACUUGUCAGUGGCCUUCGCUGUCAUGCCCUUCGUGACCAUCACAGACCUGGUGGGGGGAGAGUGGCUCUUUGGGAAGGUUUUUUGCAACGUGUUUAUCGCCAUGGACGUUAUGUGCUGCACCGCCUCCAUCAUGACCUUGUGCAUCAUCAGCGUGGACAGGUAUCUGGGGAUCACUCGGCCGCUGACGUACCCCGUGAGACAAAAUGGGAAGCUGAUGGCCAAGAUGGUCUUCAUCGUUUGGCUCCUAUCUGCCUCCAUCACCCUUCCUCCUCUUUUUGGCUGGGCCAAGAAUGUCACAGUGGAAAGAGUCUGUCUCAUCAGCCAGGACUUUGGCUACACCGUCUACUCCACAGGGGUGGCCUUCUACAUCCCCAUGGCGGUCAUGCUCGUCAUGUACAGCCGGAUCUACAAAGCCGCCAAGGUCAGCGCCGAGAAGCACCGCUUCAUGAACUUCCCCAAGCACUAUGAAGAGGAAGGAGUCUACUGCCUGGAAGCCUCCAGCCGGGGCCAGCACAGCUCGAAGCGGACCAAAGCGGCGGAGGAAUGCGCCACGCUCUCCAAACUGCUCCGGCAAGACCGAAAGAAUAUUUCCAUCUUCAAACGGGAGCAGAAAGCAGCCAGGACCCUCGGCAUUAUUGUCGGGGCCUUCACAUUUUGCUGGCUCCCGUUCUUCCUGAUGUCAACGGCUCCGCCUUUCAUCUGCGGCAUCCGCUGCAGCUGUAUGCCCCUGCGGCUGGAGAGGACCCUGCUCUGGCUGGGAUACACCAACUCCCUCAUCAACCCCUUGAUUUACGCUUUCUUUAACCGAGACUUGAGGACUACUUUCUGGAACCUCCUGAGGUGCAGGUACAGGAACAUCAACAGGAGGCUCUCGGCCGCCAGCAUGCAUGAAGCCCUGAAGGCCACGGAGAGGCACGAAGGCAUCCUGUAGAGCCACGUCCUCUCGCCCAGUGCCUGA
Messenger RNA from Pterocles gutturalis (yellow-throated sandgrouse), 1312 nucleotides. Its product is annotated as 5-hydroxytryptamine receptor 7-like. Gene Ontology annotation, molecular function: G protein-coupled serotonin receptor activity. The transcript is spliced from 2 exons. Gene Ontology annotation, cellular component: membrane. NCBI's taxonomy places the organism in Eukaryota, Metazoa, Chordata, Aves, Pterocliformes, Pteroclidae. The coding region runs from base 2 to 1285 and encodes 427 amino acids. The record is from RefSeq and is a predicted model, not a curated record. Gene Ontology annotation, biological process: circadian rhythm; smooth muscle contraction; vasoconstriction.